This is a messenger RNA of Lucilia cuprina (Australian sheep blowfly), 1886 nucleotides long. RefSeq lists its product as uncharacterized. Bases 220 to 1368 code for a protein of 382 amino acids. Gene Ontology annotation, cellular component: nucleus. NCBI's taxonomy places the organism in Eukaryota, Metazoa, Arthropoda, Insecta, Diptera, Calliphoridae. The record is from RefSeq and is a predicted model, not a curated record. The transcript is spliced from 2 exons.
AAUAAUACAUCAGUAGCACAAAGUAUACAGUCAAAUGUCACUGUUUUUGUAGGGUACACUUAGGGUGCACUUUUUAUAUAUUUUUCAUUGUUAUUGUUUUGUUCUAUUUGGAAAAUCGUGUUGUGUGAUAACCUGGCUAUUUGUGUGUUUAUACACCGCCAACCUGAGAAUAACACAAAAAAAUAUUUGGACAAUAAUAUAAAAAAAUAGUUCAUAAAAAUGGGGUUUUCUUUACAACUGUCGAGAACAUUUUCCACCACAUCGUUAUUAAUGGUAAGACGUUUGGCCAAACGCUCUAAUCCAGGAUUGGGUUACCAACUAACAGCAAUAGAAGAUGCGGCUAAAGUUAUACAAAGUGAUCCCGAAGGUUUCGAAGGAUUGGAAAGUGAUUUAUUUAAUGCUCACAAAUCCCACAAGCAGCAUGAAUUAGAUUUGCAAAGACAGAAGGAUAAAAUAAGGCAACGCAUUAUAGAAAGGAAAUAUUUUAAGAAGGAUCAGCUACCGAACCUACUGACAUAUGCUGAAAAGGAGCAAAUAAAGUUUUUGCACUCAAGUGACAAAGAAGAAUGGACAGUUGAAAAAUUGUCUGAAAGUUUUCCGGCCAGUGCUGAAACGAUUUGUAAAAUUUUAAAAUCAAAUUGGAGUCCACUGUCGUCGAAAAGAAUACUUUCUCAUGAUACAAGCGUCUUUAGAAAUUGGGAAAGAUUUAAAAAAGGUGAAUAUAACGGAAAAAUUAGUUCAGAUAUGUACGAACAUCUUAAGAAGUUUGUUGAUAGGGAACCAAACAUUAACAUUUUACAUGAUCCUACAAAAAGUUUUCAAAAGAUGCAGUGGCAAAAACCAAAGAGCAACGAAUUUUCUUCAAUUAUAUCAUCGUUGCGCCCAAAAACUAAUGACCAAGUAAAUACUAAAGCAUUAACAGAUGGUAAAGCAAAAGAAAAAAGUGGUACUAUAGGUAGUAGUGAAAGCGACUCGUACCUUUUAGGUGAAAUUCAGAAUAAAAAACCAAUUACAAUUCAUCAGUUAAAAUCCUCACACUUGUCGGAUAAAAGUUUACAGGACAAUAGUAAAUCAUUGGAUCAAUUAGCUGCUCAAAAACUUAAAAAUAGCAGUGGGACCGGAAUUAUUAAAGAGAAGGGUAUAACUUCCAAUACUAUUGCUGCGUUCGAUUAUACAGAAAAAUUUGUCUCGAAUGAAGUCGUUAUCAACGAAGUUGACAAAAAGCGUUAUGGCAUGAGUACAACAAAAGAGCGUAUACAUAUACCACGAAAGCUAUGGCGUAAAGGAGCUACGUACCGUGCGAAUGAUUGUUAUUAUGACGAUGAUGGGGAGUUUCUUUAUAGAGUUCCCGGCAUGACUUCAAAAUAAAUCUUUAGACAAAUUUAAGCUUGUUUUUAUCAAAAAUUAUGUUAUGUGAGUUUUUUGUUUGUUUUUUUUUUUUUGUAAACAAUCAAAAUUCUAUGUAUAAAAUAUUAAAAGUUGUUUUAUUUAAAUUUUGUUGCCCCUAUUCUGCAGUUCGAUUCUGUAAAAGAACAAAUUAGAAUUACACAGUUGCGAUCGUAAUGCAGAAUAUGCACAACCAUAAGGCAUUGAAUAAAUUUGCGUAACGAAAUGCAGAGUAAUCUUAUGAUUUAUUUGAAGAACGACGAUUCUUUGUAAAUUUUUAAGUUAACAUUUAUAUUGACUAACAACCUAAUCUUAAUAAAUCUUGUCAUUUUAAUUUCGCCCCAGUUAUGAUUGAAGCUGCAUUAGAAAGUGUCGAUAAAGAUAGGAAACUGUUUUUGAAUAUCGAUAUUUUUAUUUUUCUUUUGAACUGUGUGUAUUUAUUGUGUCUAUAUUAAAAAAUUAUAAUUUACACAUUUUCAAUGGUGUUACAAAUUUGCAAA